CGGGUGCAGUCAUAGCUUUGACGGCCCUUCUUCACGUCCUAUCAUUCGCUAGGCAUCUUCGUUUCAUCCCUCUACCAAAGGGCGCAGUGACCUUUUUCAAGAUGGAGGGCCUAGUUUUCCCCACACGUGCUGAGGCUGAGCAUCUUGUUUCUUCUGUGACGAACGAGAACACGUAGUGGACGCCUUUUCGCCGAUUCAGCGCCAUCGGUCUUGAGAUCUGAACGCGUCUAUGCACAGUAUGUUUCAUUUAACGGGUAAAUAUAUGUCUGCCUGGUGCCCGGUUACUGGGACCAGGCCAGUUAAGGUUUCUCUACUAUCAAGACUACACUGCCACUACUCAGUCCAAACCAUUGGAGCAUAAACUACCAUUGUAUAUCUCUUACCUGUACCCUCCUCCCACACGUCACAAGUCCAUUCCAAUAGCCUCGACUGCAACUCAACCCUCACCGAACGCACUUCACUCAAACCACCUACCCAACCCCAUCACCAUGGCUCCCACCCCAGCAGACACAACCCCAGAGGCCCCCUCCCCCACCACCACCGGCUCCCUAAAAUCCCAACCCCCAACGACCUACUGGACAAAAUCAAACAUUGUCUCCACCACAAUCUUCAUCAUCAUCUGCGCCCUCCUCCUCGCCGGCGCUCUCUCCCUCUUCCUCUACCGCCGCCAUCAAAUAAAAAAGCUCGCAGCUCAGAAACCCGACGCCGCCGCCCUCCUCCUCCCCAGCAAAGACAAGGAAAACAUGUUCAGCCGCGACCGCGCCAGCAGCGUAACGCUCUACGUCGAUUCCGACGCCGACGACCGCAGAAAGCGGGCAAGCACUGAUACUAUGCGUCUUGUCCCCCUGCACAUUACGCCUGUGGAGGAGGCUAGGGAUCCGAUUGCCGGGCUUGCUGCGGGUCCCGGACGUGCUGUGACUACUGAUCGCGCUGUCAGUGUGGGAAGUAGUGUUAGUGCGGUGAGUAGUAGAGGGUCACUGGGUUCGGUGCUGUUGAGUCCCGUGGUGCAGGGUGAGGAUGGGGAUGCCGGAAUGAGGAGUGUGGGACGCCCGAGGAGUACGAGCACGGCGUCGAUGCGGUCGAGGUAUUAUGAGAGGGUUGAUGUGGCGGAGAUGCCUGAGGUGCCGAAGAUUGUGCAUACAGCUGUUUAAGGGGAAACUGGGGGAUUGGUGGAUGGAGGGGGUUGUGAGAGGUAGUUUCUUUUUCUUUGGACGCUUGAGGGUUGGUUUUUGAUGGAUUGGUGCGAUAUCGAUAUACCCUUUUCUCUUGUUCUUCUUUUAUACAAAAUUUCAUGGCUGGGGGUUGUUUCGUUAGGGUUGAUGGUUUCUCUAGACUAGAAAACAAAAAUAAUCUUAGUCUUUAUCAUUUUGUGUAUACGCUUCUUCACAAG
Messenger RNA from Bipolaris sorokiniana ND90Pr, 1390 nucleotides. RefSeq lists its product as uncharacterized. Bases 489 to 1151 code for a protein of 220 amino acids. The record is from RefSeq and is a predicted model, not a curated record. The transcript has a single exon. NCBI's taxonomy places the organism in Eukaryota, Fungi, Ascomycota, Dothideomycetes, Pleosporales, Pleosporaceae.